Molecule: messenger RNA, 1920 nt
Organism: Candida albicans SC5314
Lineage: Eukaryota; Fungi; Ascomycota; Pichiomycetes; Serinales; Debaryomycetaceae
Gene: AVT4
Product: Avt4p
Exons: 1
Coding region: 1-1920 (639 amino acids)
Biological process (GO): amino acid transmembrane transport
Molecular function (GO): amino acid transmembrane transporter activity
Source: RefSeq, a predicted model, not a curated record
AUGUCCAACCCCCAAUCAAUAAAGAAAACAGAAAGAAGACGAUCAAUAGCAUUAUUGACGAAAUCUCCAUUAUCUCAAUCUCCAUAUAUUAGUCCAUCACCAAGAGGUUCAGCGCCUAGUUCUUAUGUUGCCAACUCUCAGUUUAUGCGAGGUGACACUGAAUCCGUAGCGAUGGAAUCAACAUCAGAGAAUUCUUCCGAGAAUCAACAUUCACCAGAAAAUGACCCGGAAGUUGACAACGAUAUUGAUUUAGCUAGUGGUAUAGAUGAUCCUGAAUUGAUUAGAAAAGUGUCUAAGCAUUUACCUAGUGAUUUCGAUUCAUUAAAACAAGAAGGUGCUGAUAUCACUCGAGAUUUAUAUAGGAUCAAAGAAGAUGCCCAACGUCCAUUAUUGAAAAAAUCACGAAGUUGUGAUUCUAUAGGUGGCAAUCUGAUAAAAUCAACGGCAUCGUCAUUUAAUGUUCCUGGUGGGUUUCGUCGUGAGUUUUUAUUGAAUCAACAACAACAUCGUGACGAACGAUUAGAAUCUUUACGUACAACAACUCCUAAUUUCUUAACCAAAAAUUUCAUUGAAUUUUUAAGUAUUUAUGGUCAUUUUGCUGGUGAAGAAUUAGAAGAUGAUGAAAAUAUAGCUAAUCAUUACAAAUAUUUACUACCCCACGAACAAGCACCAUUACUUCAAGAUGAUAAUUUCAAUCCACGAGGAACUGCCACUGAUAGAAAGGCAUAUUUUUUGUUAUUGAAAGCAUUUGUUGGAACUGGUGUUCUUUUCCUCCCUAAAGCAUUUUAUAACGGUGGAUUAUCAUUUUCUAUUAUUGUAUUGUCAUUAUUUGCUUUAUUGUCUUGGUGGUGUUAUUUGAUUUUGGUAUUUACAAAAGUUGCAACCAAAGUGUCUGGAUUUGCUGAAAUUGGGUUGAAAUUAUAUGGACCAUGGUUUCAAAGAUUGAUUCUUUCUUCGAUUGUUAUUUCUCAAAUUGGAUUUGCUGCUGCUUAUAUUGUGUUUACCCUGGAAAACCUUCGAGCAUUCACUGCUAAUGUUAGUCUGUAUGAUGUGACUGAUAUCAACAUUGUCUGGUUUAUAUUAUUGCAAGUUGUGAUUAUUGUUCCAUUAUCUUUGAUUCGUGAUAUCACAAAAUUAUCAUUACUGGCGGUAUUUGCUAAUGUUUUCAUCUUGACCGGGUUGGUCACAAUAGUUUAUUUCAUGUUGUAUCAAUGGUUGGGAGUUAAUCACGGUCAUUUUGGGAAAAACAUUGAAUAUUUUUUUAACGAAUCUGAAUUCUCUUUAUUCAUUGGUACGGCUAUAUUUGCCUUUGAAGGUAUUGGAUUAAUUAUUCCUAUUCAGGAAUCAAUGAUUCAUCCAAACAAUUUCCCUCGGGUUUUGGGCCAAGUCAUUCUCACCAUUGCUGUGAUUAUGAUAAUGGUUGGUAGUUUGGGAUAUUUGACUUUUGGUGAUAAAAUUAAAACUGUUGUAUUAUUGAAUUUACCACAAGAUUCACCAAUGGUUAUUAUCACACAAUUAUUAUAUUCAUUAGCCAUAUUAUUAUCGACACCAUUACAAUUGUUUCCUGCCAUUAGAUUAUUGGAAUCGAAAAUGAUUUUUGGUAGUGGUAAAAGUUCACCAAGUGUUAAAUGGUUGAAAAACUUAUUUAGAACUUUAUUUGUUGUGUUCAUUGCAUAUAUUGCAUAUAUUGGUGGUCAAAAUUUAGAUAAGUUUGUUUCAUUUGUUGGGUGUUUUGCUUGUAUUCCCUUGGUUUAUAUGUAUCCGCCAAUUUUACAUCUUAAAAGCUGUUGCAAGAUUCAUUCUGGGUUACUGGAAAAGGAACAGAAUAAUCGUUUUUGGUUAAGUCUUGCCAAUUAUGUGUUACUUGUCAUUGGAGCGAUCUCAUUUGUUUACACAACCUAUGAAAUAUUGUUCACUUAA